Molecule: messenger RNA, 3233 nt
Organism: Leptosomus discolor (cuckoo roller)
Lineage: Eukaryota; Metazoa; Chordata; Aves; Leptosomiformes; Leptosomidae
Product: hexokinase HKDC1
Biological process (GO): carbohydrate phosphorylation; glucose metabolic process; glucose 6-phosphate metabolic process
Cellular component (GO): mitochondrion; cytosol
Molecular function (GO): fructokinase activity; ATP binding; glucokinase activity
Source: RefSeq, a predicted model, not a curated record
AUGUUUGCCGUCCACUUGCUAGCUUUCCAUUUCACAAAGCUAAAAGAGGAUCAAAUAAAAAAGGUUGACAGGUUCCUGUAUCACUUGCGUCUCUCCGACGAUGUCUUGCUGGACGUGAUGGCUCGCUUCCAGGUCGAGAUGGUGAAGGGCCUGGGGAGAGACACAAACCCCACGGCAACAGUAAAAAUGCUGCCAUCGUUUGUACGCUCGCUUCCCGAUGGCUCAGAGAAGGGUGACUUCCUUGCUGUUGAUCUGGGUGGCUCCCAGUUUCGUGCCCACCAGGUGAAGGUGUUUGAUGACGGGAAGCAGAGCAGCCAGCUGGAGAGCAAGUUUUACCCCACACCCAAGGAGGUCAUACAGGGGAACAGAGCUGAGCUCUUUGAUUACAUUGCUGACUGUCUGUUAGACUUCAUGGAGACCAAAAACCUGAAGCAUAAGAAGUUACCUCUUGGCUUUACAUUUUCUUUUCCAUGCAAACAGACCAAAUUGGAAGAGGGGUUUCUUCUUGCCUGGACAAAACACUUCAAGGUCCGAGGAGUUCAGGACACAGAUGUGGUCAGCUCUCUGCGCAAGGCUCUCCAGAAGCAUAAGGACAUAGACGUUGAUGUUUUGGCACUGGUCAAUGACACAGUGGGAACCAUGAUGACUUGCGGAUAUGAUGAUCAGCACUGUGAAGUUGGACUUAUAAUUGGGACUGGCACCAAUGCAUGCUACAUGGAGGAAAUGAGGCACAUUGAUCUGGUGGAAGGUGAUGAAGGGAGGAUGUGCAUUAACACAGAGUGGGGUGCCUUUGGAGAUGACGGUGCUUUGGAUGACCUCCGCACAGAGUUUGAUCGGGAGCUCGAUCUGGGAUCUCUCAAUCCUGGAAAACAAUUGUUUGAGAAGAUGAUCAGCAGCCUGUAUUUGGGGGAACUUGUAAGACUCAUUCUCCUAAAAAUGACAAAAGAAGGUCUGCUUUUCAAUGGGAAAGUGUCAACAGCUCUGCUUACUAAGGGCAAGAUCGAAAUGAAACAUGUGUCUGCAAUGGAAAAAUAUAAGGAAGGUCUGAGCAAUACAAAAGAGAUCCUUACAGAGCUGAACCUGUUUCCCUCUGAAGAGGACUGCAUCGCUGUUCAGCACGUCUGCACUAUCGUUUCCUUCCGCUCAGCCAACCUCUGUGCUGCCGCCUUAGCAGCCAUACUGACCCGACUGAGAGAGAAUAAAAAACUGUUAAGGAUGAGAACCACUGUUGGGAUUGACGGCGGACUCUAUAAAACCCACCCCCAAUACGCCAAACGUCUGCACAAGGUGGUGAGAAGGCUGGUCCCAAACUGUGAUGUUCGGUUCCUUCUCUCUGUGAGCGGCAGUGGGAAGGGGGCUGCCAUGGUCACAGCGGUGGCAUACAGGCUAGCCGCUCAACGCAAGAAAAUUGAUGCUGCUCUUGCACCAUUUCUGCUGUCCCUGGAGACCCUCAGAGAAGUCAAAAAAAAAAUGAGGACUGAGCUGGAAUACGGGCUAAAGCGAGAGACACAAGCCAGUGCCACAGUGAAGAUGUUACCCACGUAUGUCCGUGGGACACCAGAUGGAACAGAGAAAGGAGUGUUUCUUGCCCUUGAUCUUGGUGGGACGAAUUUCAGGGUUCUGCUGGUCAAAAUCAGAAGUGGGAGAAGAAGAUCGGUGCAAAUGUAUAACAAAAUCUUUGCCAUUCCUUUGGAGAUCAUGCAAGGGACGGGGGAAGAGCUGUUUGACCAUAUUGUCCAGUGCAUAGCAGACUUUCUGGAGUAUAUGGGGAUUAAAGGUGCUCGGCUGCCUCUGGGCUUCACCUUCUCCUUCCCAUGCAGGCAAGCCAGCAUUGACAAGGGAACGCUUGUGGGAUGGACAAAAGGUUUCAAGGCAACAGACUGUGAAGGAGAAGAUGUUGUUGAUAUGCUGAGAGAGGCCAUCAGGAGAAGAAAUGAGUUUGAUUUGGACAUUGUGGCAGUGGUGAAUGACACUGUUGGGACAAUGAUGACAUGCGGAUAUGAGGAUCCAAACUGUGAGAUUGGCCUUAUUGCAGGAACGGGCAGCAAUGUGUGCUACAUGGAGGACAUGAAAAACAUAGAAAUAGUGGAAGGGAAUGAAGGAAAAAUGUGCAUUAAUACAGAAUGGGGAGGAUUUGGUGACAACGGCUGCAUUGACAAUAUCAGAACAAAAUAUGAUAAAGAAGUAGAUGAAGGCUCACUAAACCCAGGGAAACAGAGGUAUGAAAAAAUGACCAGUGGAAUGUACCUAGGUGAAAUAGUAAGGCAAAUUUUGAUCGACUUAACCAAACAAGGACUGCUGUUCAGAGGACAGAUUUCGGAAACACUCAGGAAGAGAGGCAUAUUUGAAACAAAAUUCCUGUCUCAGAUUGAGAGCGACCGGCUCGCCCUCCUCCAAGUCCGGCGAAUUCUGCAGCAGCUGGGCCUGGACAGCACAUGUGAAGACAGCAUCAUUGUGAAAGAGGUGUGUGGAGCUGUUUCAGAAAGAGCUGCCCAGCUCUGUGGGGCAGGGCUGGCAGCUAUUGUAGAGAAGAAGAGAGAAAACCAAGGUGUGGAGCACUUGCAAAUCACUGUUGGUGUAGAUGGGACUUUGUACAAGCUCCAUCCACAUUUUUCUAGGGUCCUGAGGGAAACAGUGAAGGAACUGGCACCUCAGUGUGAUGUGACUUUCAUGCUUUCUGAAGAUGGAAGUGGGAAGGGAGCUGCCCUCAUUACUGCAGUAGCAAAAAGAUUGCAUAAUGUUGGACAGAAGUAAAAAAUGAGAGGUCAGGUCAUUUCAGCACUGCCACAUGUAUGCACUAGAGAUUUGCUGAGCAGUGAUUCAAGAUAGCUUUGCCAGACGCCAGUACACAGGUACCUGUUUUCAGGGAGCAGCUGGUUUUUGACCAACCAGGAUGGUGGAUUUUUGUCCUUUGAUAGCUUGGAUCAGGUGUUUCUGCUUCCCACUGGCAUUAUGGCCUUGGCAUACCGCAAUCCACAGUUCUGUACUUCUUGCAAUGCAUCUAUAAUGCACAUGGGAGACUGAAAACAAAACAAAACAAUCAACCCUAAAUGCGUCUUUUUACAAUGGCUUGAUUAAGUUACUGCACCACAACUGAGUUUAUCACCAGUUUCUUAGGAUUUGUGUGUGUGUUAGCUUCAGCUUGGCCUGGCUCAAGGAAUACUGAGAUCCUAAUGUUGCACCUAUCUGGAGGAUGUAUUUGUUCAACGCUUUACAAUAAAUCUGCAGGUAAA